Messenger RNA from Eubalaena glacialis (North Atlantic right whale), 804 nucleotides. It is a transcript of the gene OSR1, whose product is annotated as odd-skipped related transcription factor 1. Gene Ontology annotation, biological process: regulation of transcription by RNA polymerase II; urogenital system development; embryo development. Gene Ontology annotation, molecular function: DNA-binding transcription factor activity, RNA polymerase II-specific; RNA polymerase II transcription regulatory region sequence-specific DNA binding. Bases 1 to 804 code for a protein of 267 amino acids. The transcript is spliced from 2 exons. Gene Ontology annotation, cellular component: nucleus. NCBI's taxonomy places the organism in Eukaryota, Metazoa, Chordata, Mammalia, Artiodactyla, Balaenidae. The record is from RefSeq and is a predicted model, not a curated record.
AUGGGCAGCAAAACCUUGCCAGCACCGGUGCCCAUCCACCCAUCUCUGCAGCUCACCAACUACUCCUUUCUUCAGGCAGUGAACGGCCUGCCCACGGUGCCCUCGGACCACCUGCCCAAUCUGUAUGGUUUCAGUGCGCUGCAUGCCGUGCACCUGCACCAGUGGACGCUGGGCUACCCCGCGAUGCACUUGCCGCGGUCCUCUUUCUCCAAAGUGCCCGGCGCCGUGUCCAGCCUGGUGGACGCGCGCUUCCAGUUGCCCGCCUUCCCCUGGUUCCCUCACGUCAUCCAGCCCAAGCCCGAGAUCACCGCUGGAGGCAGCGGCCCCGCGGUGCUCAAGACCAAGCCGCGCUUUGAUUUUGCCAACCUGGCCUUGGCGGCCACGCAAGAAGAUCCGUCCAAGCUUGGCCGGGGAGAGGGUCCCGGGUCCCCCGCUGGUGGGCUGGGCGCCCUCCUGGAUGUGACCAAGCUGUCCCCAGAAAAGAAGCCCACGAGGGGACGCCUGCCUUCCAAAACCAAGAAGGAGUUCGUCUGCAAAUUCUGUGGCCGCCACUUCACUAAGUCCUACAACCUCCUCAUCCAUGAGCGGACGCACACGGACGAGCGGCCCUACACCUGCGACAUCUGCCACAAAGCCUUCCGGAGGCAAGACCACCUACGAGACCACAGAUAUAUUCACUCCAAAGAGAAGCCUUUCAAGUGUCAAGAGUGCGGGAAAGGAUUCUGCCAGUCCAGGACUCUCGCUGUCCACAAGACGCUACACUCACAGGUGAAGGAGCUCAAAACCUCCAAGAUCAAAUGCUAA